Notolabrus celidotus (New Zealand spotty) is the source of this 1480-nucleotide messenger RNA. RefSeq names its product zinc finger and BTB domain-containing protein 26-like. Lineage: Eukaryota; Metazoa; Chordata; Actinopteri; Labriformes; Labridae. Gene Ontology annotation, biological process: regulation of transcription by RNA polymerase II. Gene Ontology annotation, cellular component: nucleus. Bases 76 to 1440 code for a protein of 454 amino acids. The transcript is spliced from 2 exons. Gene Ontology annotation, molecular function: RNA polymerase II cis-regulatory region sequence-specific DNA binding; DNA-binding transcription factor activity, RNA polymerase II-specific; protein binding. The record is from RefSeq and is a predicted model, not a curated record.
UGCAAGAUAUCAUUGACUUGUAAAUUUCUGGAUUCACAAUGCACCAAAUAUUAUGUUUGAUCCAGAUAGACCAUCAUGUCAAGCUCCCCUGAUACUCUACUGUUUCGCUUCACCACCCAUGCUGACUCCAUCCUCAACAAGAUGAAUACUCUUAGAGAAGAGCUCCGCUUCUGUGACGUCACACUCCUCAUUGGGGGUCCACAAGGGACCACUGCCCAGCCUCUCUAUUUCCACGGUCACAGAGUGGUGUUUGCAGCGUCCUCAGACUUCUUGCGGGACCAGUUCCUGCUCCAUGAGGGACACGCUGAGCUGAGUGUGGGUAUAGUUUCCAGUGUGGAGGUUGGGAGGAGGCUCCUGCUGUCCUGCUACACUGGGCUCUUAGAGGUCCCUCUGAGAGAGCUGGUGAGCUACCUUACAGCAGCUAGUGCACUCCAGAUGACCCAGGUGGCGGAAAAGUGUGCUCAAGCUGUUUCUCAAUACCUCAGUCCCACACUGGCCUUCCUGAAGCUGAACCCACCUUCAGAGGAAGGGAAAAUCCAGCAGAUAGACAGCAGCCGGUCAGGAGCCUGCUUAAAGAAUGAGGAGGAAAGAGAUGCAGCCCAGCCUGGCACCAGCUACCAGAAAGCAAACACUGAGGAAUGUGAAUCCAAGCCAAAGGUCAGCCAACAACCCAAGUUGGAUAUAAAAGGAAGGAAUGAGGCCACAAAUGAAAGAAGGAACAUUUUAGCUACAAUUGAGUUAAGUGAAGGUGUAGUAUGUUGUUUCAACACACUGGAGUCAGAGGAAGGUGAAGAAAUCCAGCCUGAUUACAAAGUCAAGCCAACAUAUCAAGCUGAUGACAUUACAGAUGAUCCAAAAUGCAGACUGCACCCAUUUACAGCAGGUCAAACUUGUAUUUCCUCCAAAACUGGAGGAAUUUCUGCUAAAUGCAAGGAAUUGUUGGUCAGCUCUAAAAAACAAGAUGAGGUUAAAGAGGAGAAAAGAGAAGAAGAAAAAGAAGAAGAAGAAGAAGAAGAAGAAGAAGAAGAAGAAGAAGAAGAAGAAGAAGAAGAAGAAGAAGAAAUGUUGGUGGAGAGGCCAUACCUGUGCAGGAGGUGUGACAGAGUUUUCCAGGACCUAGAGAGUUACCUGGGUCACCUGAAGGAGCACAGACGGUACCUGUGUUUGGUCUGUGGAAAAGGUUUUUCCCAGAAGAGCAACCUGACCCGCCACAUACACGUCCACACCGGUGUGAAGCUUUUUCGAUGCCCGCUGUGCCACAAGACAUUUUCUCAUAAGGCCACACUGCAAGAUCACCUCAAUUUGCACACAGGGGACACACCCCAUAAGUGUCACUACUGCGCUGUGCACUUUGCACACAAGCUAGGCCUCAGGCGCCAUAUUAAGGGCUUACAUGGGAAAAGCAGUCUGAAGAACAUUAUUGAGGAGACUGUUGACUGAGAAUAAAGAUGUUUUUUGUUGACAUAUGUUAACCCUGAUG